ACAAGUUUUCAUUGUUGAUGGGGUUCCAAGUUAGACCAGAAGAAGCUGUCAUCGAUGUGAUUGUGUGUGUUUUUGGAUUGUUUCAAUACACUUGGGCAGUUUUAGAAAUUUUUGUGAGAUAAGGUGUUGGCUAUAUUUUCAGACUUCGUCCCUAGGCCUGGGGUGGUCUUCGGCCCCAAAUCAUUCUGGAGGGCCCUCCACGGUACAACUUCCUGUGAUUGUCCUCAGGGCCGGGUGUAUGACUCCGCCCAUCCCCAUCUCGGCCAACCAUCUCGGCCCACCAACUCGGACCGCAGAAUAUGAGCGUUUUCGUCAUUUUUCUGUUUGUUUGCCAUGGUUGUGCCUAUGUCCUUAUCUGGUGUGAACAAAGCCUUCAGUAAUCCACCUAUUCCAACUUUCUUUUCUCCGAUACGAAGUGAUUUUUCUGAAGUUUCAGCUGCUUCUAACUCGAAAAUUCUCUUACAACGGUCAUCAGUGAUGUAAAUAGUAUGGGAAAACACAAAACUGAUGAUGAUUCUGAUCUUACGUUUCCUCCAAAAAUCGGCGACAGAAAUAGGAAAUUGGAACUUCUGAAAAUUUAUGGAUGUGAUAACAGGUGCUUGAAAAACAGGUGGUCUGGUCGCAGUCUGACAAGCAGAUCAGAUGAUCGUGAUGCUCGGAAUUAUAACGGUCUGUUGAAUCUCCCCGGUUAUAUGAAAUCAACUUUUUCUAAACUGUAUCAAGAGUCUGCUGACGUCCGUAUGAGUGUCAUGAGCCUUGCUCCACUGAAGAGAGUUCCGGCUAAAAAACUCUGUCUUGGGACGAGGCUUUACAAGGACAAUCUGGAUGUGAAGAACGAUGAUGUGCCGUGUUUCACUAAUUUCAGGCCGAGACUUGCAGAACAAAAAUGUGCUCGAAUUCACGGUGCUACUUCAAAAUCUGCAGGUGGGGACGAAGACCAGCGACGAAAGCCAUGCUUUGGACGGCUCAGUCCUGUUCUUAGUGCAUCAGAAGCCAACAAGAAAUCAAGACAAUCAGUAAGGGAAGAUGAAGGAAAUCGAGGACCCAGACAGUCUGUGGCGGCUCUGAGCACUAUGAAACAGAGUAAAUUUCAGUUGAAAGUGAAGUUAGAUGACAGUUUGGCAUGGAGCAGUGAUGAUGGAGAAAAUCGAGCAAGAUCCACUCAGUCUGGGACGGGUCUGUGUCCUGUUCGACAUGAGAGUAAAUUGCCAGCUUUGGUUAGAAGCUCUGUUGAAGACCAUUCUGACCAUGUGGAAGGAAAUGAUAAUGAGGCCGCAUCAGAUCUCAUGCUGAAUAGAAAAAUCCCCCAGUCAUUCUUUCCACGGCUAGGGGACCAUACAAUCCCAAGCGUCAGUGCAGAUGAAGUAAAGAAUGCCCAAAUCAAUGUUGAAAAAGCUAUAAAGCAUGAUAAAAUAUUUGCUAUCAAAGGGUCUUGGGUCAUCAGAAAGGCGUUAAAAAACCGUGGCUGGGUUGAAAAAUCUUCUUACAACUGGUUGCCAUCAGUCCAACCUAAAAAGAAGAAACGUCGUUCAUCAAGGGACAAGACUGCGACUAAUGACUUGGCAGUUGAUGUGGCGAAAAGUGACUCCAUCGAUGGGAUUAUGUCACGGAUGGUCAGGAACUAUUCGCCAAGUUUCAUCUGGUGUGAAGAUAGUGCUCGCAUUGACUAUCGUUACCUAAACAAGAACCAGAUAGUCAAUCACUAUGAAAGGGUCGGCUCAUUCGUCACCAAAGUAGGACUUUGUAAGAAUUUACGGAACGUGGUCUGGUUUGAUAACACCAAUGCUAUGACGUUUUUCCCGCGCUGUUAUGAACUCAGUAUGGCAGAUGAGAAGGCUGCAUUUAUAGAUGAUUUCAGAUUAACAGCUUGCCAAAGCAUCAUCAGGCAUGUGAUAGAGAAUUACAAAGGGCUCGCGAGUGAAGGAAAUACAAAUGAAGAGAAAGUGCCAUCACAAGAUGGAAACGCACUCAAAAAGGGUGGAAACAAGAGUGGGGUGAAACGGAAGGGGAAACCUGAUGGCCUCAUACUGCCAUGUAUGAACUGUGACAGCACUGGGUGGACGGGAAGCAAGCAAGCUAACUCACAUGCUUGUAGUAAUAAUUCGUUUGAGAACGCCUCAUCUAAACCAAGGAAAAAGUCCGGUGCACAAGUGGACUUGGCAAUCAUUGACCAGGCUAUUCAGCAGUGUGAAAGAUGGCUAGGUUUGAAAGCUCAUCUGGACAUAGAUCAUUGGGACGAUCCUCAUCGUCCGAGUGAUUCUGGAUGGCACCAGAUUCUACGUUCAUGUCACAGAAUUAUCAGCGGUUUGCCAACUAUCAACAAUGCAGCCUCCAGAGUUGAGGAGUGUGAGCUGAUGGCUGAUAGAUUACGUGAGCACAACGCUCAGUUUGAUAUGGAUGGGACGCGGAAUGUAUGGAUCAUUAAACCGGGUGCUCAGAGUCAGGGCAAAGGGAUUUUGAUGUCCAAUAAUUUGGAUCAGAUGUUGAAGAUGUCCAGUGACAGCGCUGUGAAGGUUGUCCAGAAGUACAUAGAGCACCCUCUACUAGUGUACAACACCAAGUUUGACAUCCGACAAUGGUUCCUGGUGACGGACUGGAAUCCACUCACGAUAUGGUUCUACAAGGAAUGCUACCUCAGAUUCUGCUCACAAGAGUUCUCUCUUGGAAACUUUGAUAAGGCUAUCCAUCUGUCCAACGUUGCGAUACAGAGGCAUUGUUCGAAUGGACCACGAUCCAAGAGUCUUCCUGUGGAUAAUAUGUGGGACUUGGAAACAUUCAAGCAAUAUCUGUCGCGGAGAGGCCAAGGACAAGUAUGGGCUGAAAAAAUCUACCCAGGAAUGAAAAAAGCUGUGAUCAGUUCUCUCCUCUCUGUUCAAAAUGAGGUCAAAGGCGACAGUGGUGCUGUCUCGCGGCAGGAAGGAGAACUGAAAUCUUUGCCCAAAACUUUCAGUUCCACUUUUUACCGCCACUGGCGCCUAAGCCAGCGGAGAGGCCAAGGACAAGUAUGGGCUGACAAAAUCUACCCAGGAAUGAAAAAAGCUGUGAUCAGUUCUCUCCUCUCUGUUCAAGAUGUGGUCAAAGAUCGUAAAGCGUCGUUUGAACUGUACGGUGCCGACUUCAUGCUCACCAAGGAUCAGAAUCCUUGGCUGAUCGAGAUCAAUUCCAGCCCUGACUUGUCUUUCAGUACCCCCAUCACGAAACGGAUGUGCCGUAAUGUGAUUGAGGACACAAUUAAAGUUGUGAUUGAUAGGAAAAAGGACAAGAGCUUUGAUAUCGGUAACUUCGAGUUAGCAUUCAAGCAGAACCCAGUCACAGUGCUGCCCUACUUCGGAACACAUCUGAAAGUGGAAGGACAGGGUAUCGCAAAGCCAACUGCCAUGGCCAAAGCUGCGAAAGAGGAGCUGAAUCUUGAAGGAGUGGAGAGACUGUUUUUACAUAAACAAUUCCUACCCAACCCCUAGGACUUUGCUGAAGGCCAUAAGCGUUUGAAGACUGUGAUAUGAGAUAAGGGGAUAUUGGGCUGUGUUUACAUAGAGUUUAUGUUAACAUUUGUAACAUGUCACUUUUCACAUGUCAUGGGUCACGUGAAGAAUGACCAAGUUAUUCCAAAAGUGCCGGUUAGUAGGCAACAGGUAACAGGUCUGAUAAAAACUCAUUGGUUGUGACUUUUCAAGAGGACAGGGAGAAACUAGUUAAAGCUAACAAGAAGGUGGAGGAGGAAGGACAAAACUCCUCCUGAUUAGCUUGUCAACAUGGAUAGCAUAAACAUGAUAAAGGCAGGUUUGGGUGGGUGUGACGAGGGGGGG
Lineus longissimus is the source of this 3806-nucleotide messenger RNA. RefSeq names its product tubulin monoglycylase TTLL3-like. The transcript has 13 exons. Lineage: Eukaryota; Metazoa; Nemertea; Pilidiophora; Heteronemertea; Lineidae. Gene Ontology annotation, cellular component: microtubule cytoskeleton. Gene Ontology annotation, biological process: protein polyglycylation. The record is from RefSeq and is a predicted model, not a curated record. Gene Ontology annotation, molecular function: protein-glycine ligase activity, initiating; metal ion binding; ATP binding. Bases 489 to 3461 code for a protein of 990 amino acids.